CUCUUCGCAAUUGCCAAACCCUCAGGACCGGUCUGUAUGACCAUGUUGGAUGGGAUAAAGCCAUUGAUCAGCCAGUCACGGAUAUUCAGCCACCCAUCCACCAUCGAAGCGUCACAGAAGAAGGGGAAGAAACAUCGCUUCAGACAUCGGCCUGGGGGGAUCAAGAUUGGUCAAGGAGGAACUCUGGAUCCUUUGGCUGAUGGUGUACUCAUCAUCGGAAUUGGUAAAGGCACCAAGAAGCUUCAGACUCACCUCGACGGCCCGAAGACCUACCGAACAACAGCGUUACUUGGGGCGGAGACGGAUACCUACGAUUCUGAAGGGAAGGUAGUCCGAACGGCACCUUGGAAGCAUGUCACUCGAGAGAAGAUCGAGAGUGUAUUGGAUCGUUUCAGAGGAGAGAUCACCCAGCUUCCUCCAAUAUACUCCGCGCUUAAGAUGGACGGGAAGCCAUUAUACGAAUAUGCGCGUGAAGGCAAGAGUCUACCUCGGCCUAUCGAAGCGCGCAAAGUUACGAUCCAUUCCCUCAAGUGCAUAGAUUGGCAGGAUGGCGCCCCACUAGACGGCGAUGGCCCCGGGCAUCAUUUCGAUUUCCCGAAAGCUCAGGUGUCUGAGAAGGACAAGGAAACGAUGGACAAGGUCCGGGAGCUGGUCGUUAAGGAGGGAAAGGUUGAGGGUGUAGCAGGAGAGACGGAAAUGGAAGCUGAAGCAGUGCCCGAAGCUCUUGAUGAAUGCAGGCCUCCCAUCUUCAAGCUGGAGAUGCAGGUUUCUGGAGGGACGUACGUGCGGUCCAUCGUGCACAACAUUGGGCAUGCUAUUGGCAGUGCGGCACACGUCGUGCAUCUCUCCCGCACCAUUCAAGGAGACUAUCAUUGUGAUGAACAACCGGGAGACCCUGGGAAUUGCAUCUCUUGGUCGGUGUUUGAGAGGGCGAUAGAGGAGCGCAAAGGGGAUGGCCCCAGAACUGAAGACAAAAAGGAUGAGGAGUGGACAGCAUGGGAGGAAGCAGUCUUG
This is a messenger RNA of Dacryopinax primogenitus, 1014 nucleotides long. RefSeq names its product pseudouridine synthase. The record is from RefSeq and is a predicted model, not a curated record. The annotation marks the transcript as partial. The transcript is spliced from 4 exons. Gene Ontology annotation, biological process: tRNA modification; mRNA pseudouridine synthesis. Gene Ontology annotation, molecular function: RNA binding; pseudouridine synthase activity. NCBI's taxonomy places the organism in Eukaryota, Fungi, Basidiomycota, Dacrymycetes, Dacrymycetales, Dacrymycetaceae. Gene Ontology annotation, cellular component: mitochondrion.